UAAGGCCUAGACAAUACCCUGUGUUACGUUUAUAUUGUUUUUGGUUUGAAUUGAAGAACGUUUGUUUAUUAAUAUGGCUUCAUUGGAUGCGUCAGGAAGCAAAACGGAUGAAAUACCAAAACGUAACGUUAAUGCUAAAAGAUCGGAAUAUUUAGAAUGGGAAGAAUAUUUUAUGGCCGUGGCGUUUUUAGCCGCAAAACGUAGCAAGGAUCCUGUAUCUCAAGUAGGGGCUUGCAUUGUUAACGACGAAAAAAGAAUUGUUGGAGUAGGAUAUAACGGUCUUCCAAUGGGAUGUAGUGAUGAUGAAUUUCCUUGGAAUAAAGAUGGGUCUGAUCCUUUACAAACAAAGUAUUUUUAUGUAUGUCACGCGGAGGUCAAUGCAAUAAUGAAUAAAAAUUCUGCUGAUGUUAGAAACUGCAUUAUUUAUGUUGGACUUUUUCCAUGUAAUGAAUGUGCUAAAAUUAUUAUUCAAUCUGGAAUUAAAGAAGUAAUAUUUAUGUCUGAUAAACAUGGUCACAAGUUGCAUACGAUUGCAUCGAAGCGUAUGUUGCAAGCAGCUGGCGUAAAAUAUAGGCAAUAUAUUCCGAAGAAUCAACAAAUUGUAAUAGACUUCUGUGAGAUUGACUGGAAUGCUAUGAUACAGUAUCCCACAACGCCCAUGAAAAUAGCUUCAGAUUGUUUGUCAAAAUAAUGACUAAUAAAUUAUCAUAUGAAAAAAUCUGAAUUUUUCUGCAAUAUUUAUAUGUAUAUGCAUUCCUAUAUGUGGUGAUCAAGUAAGCGUAAGCAGUCGUACCAUUUACACCAAAUGAAGAGCUCCAGAAAAUGCACAAACGCCAAUUAUACAACUCUCUCACACUCAGUCCCCACAUCAAUUAAA
Molecule: messenger RNA, 877 nt
Organism: Ctenocephalides felis (cat flea)
Lineage: Eukaryota; Metazoa; Arthropoda; Insecta; Siphonaptera; Pulicidae
Product: deoxycytidylate deaminase
Exons: 4
Coding region: 74-691 (205 amino acids)
Biological process (GO): dUMP biosynthetic process; dTMP biosynthetic process
Cellular component (GO): cytoplasm
Molecular function (GO): dCMP deaminase activity; zinc ion binding
Source: RefSeq, a predicted model, not a curated record